GCCAGUCUCCCCCUCGAUCAAGGCAAGGGAGACAGUUGAACGAAAGAGCAUCAGUGUUUAUGGGCUGCGAGUUGACGGCGUUGGGUUCGGCAAGGCUGUUCGAGGCAGGACAAGGCUGAACUCUGGGUUUCUUGGCGCCUUGAGGCUGUCUCGGCAUAACUUCUGCUUUUGUCCCAUGGAGGAUUGUUGAAGUGUCCUCAGGCAUUGCAGCCAAAUUGCAAGGUCUCCUCGAAGCUUUCAGGAGAAACUGUCCUCCAUCUUCUUCCCAUUUCCUCUCCUCUGGCGACUCUUUCUCGCGCUCCUUUGCUCCCUUCUUCCUUGCCUUUCUCUCUAACAGCCUGAAGCUGUUUCACGGUGUGCAGCAACCAUGAGUGGCCUCCGCUUUCUCGACCUCAUUAAACCCUUCACCCCCCUCCUGCCGGAGGUGGCGGCCCCGGAAUCAAAAAUUCCGUUCAACCAGAAGUUGAUGUGGACAGGAUGUACGCUCUUGAUUUUCUUGGUCAUGAGCCAGAUGCCACUCUACGGCAUCGUCUCGUCCGACACGUCGGAUCCCAUCUACUGGUUGCGUAUGAUGCUGGCCAGUAACAGGGGAACGUUGAUGGAACUGGGCACAACACCCAUCAUCUCCUCCGGGAUGGUCUUCCAGCUGCUGGCUGGCACCCAUCUCAUCGACGUCAACCUCGAUCUCAAGUCCGACCGCGAAUUGUAUCAAACCGCUCAAAAACUCUUCGCCAUCAUUCUGUCGUUCGGCCAGGCCUGCGUUUUCGUCCUCACUGGUCUGUAUGGCCAACCAAGCGACCUCGGUGCUGGUAUCUGCCUCCUCUUGAUCGUCCAGCUGGUGAUUGCUGGUUUGGUGGUCAUUCUCCUGGAUGAACUGCUUCAGAAAGGGUACGGUCUCGGAUCCGGCAUCUCUCUCUUCAUUGCCACAAACAUCUGCGAGUCCAUCAUCUGGAAAGCCUUCUCCCCGACGACGGUUGACACAGGUCGCGGGAAAGAAUUCGAAGGCGCAGUGAUUGCCCUCUUCCACCUCCUCGUCACUUGGCCCGACAAGACCCGCGCGCUCCGCGAGGCCUUCUACCGCCAACACCUUCCGAACAUCAUGAAUCUUUUGGCAACACUGACCGUCUUCGCGGCUGUCAUCUACCUUCAAGGCUUCCGGGUCGAGAUUCCAGUGAAAUCCUCUCGGCAACGAGGCAUGCGCGGCUCAUACCCCGUCCGCCUCUUCUAUACCUCCAACAUGCCCAUCAUGCUGCAAUCCGCCUUGGCGUCGAAUAUCUUCAUGAUCAGCCAGAUGCUCUACACCCGCUUCUCAGACAACUUGCUGGUGAAACUUCUCGGAACAUGGGAACCAAGAGAGGGCUCAUCCCAACUGUACGCCAGCGGUGGAAUCGCGUAUUACAUGUCCCCACCCCUUAACUUCACCGACGCCCUCCUUGACCCCAUCCACACAGUCAUCUACGUCACCUUCAUCAUUGUCACCUGCGCGGUCUUCUCCAAGACAUGGAUCGAAGUCUCUGGCAGCGCCCCACGCGACGUGGCUAAGACCCUAAAGGAUCAAGGAUUGGUAAUGGCUGGUCAUCGUGAGCAGAGCAUGUACAAGGAGCUGAAGAGAGUUAUCCCCACGGCGGCGGCGUUUGGAGGGGCGUGUAUUGGAGCGUUGUCCGUCGCGAGUGAUAUGCUCGGUGCGCUCGGGAGUGGAACUGGGAUCUUGCUGGCGGUCACGAUCAUCUAUGGCUAUUUUGAGAUUGCGGCCAAGGAAGGAGAUUUCGGCCAAGGGUUGAAGGGGCUGAUUGCUUAGCACCUGGACAGGUUUUGAAGAGUUGAUCUUUUCAUACACACGGGCUUGUUAGAGAAGCUAGGAGAACAAAAGUGUGCCCUCUUUCUGCAUAGCAAAGGUUUUAGGGUCAGGGUCGGGGGACUGCUCAGACGCAAGGGCCCAAGGUGUAAGGGGCAACGCAGAGGAAACAUUAUAUCUUAUCUGGUCUUGGCUGGUACUGCUUGUAUAGUACAGACUCCUUCGCCGCCAAGCUGGCCCUACUUGUACUGUAUGAAGACUUCUGCAACCUAUAUAUGCUGUUGGCUCGCUGGGUGGGCAUAUAUGUCUACCUGGGUCCUCGAGAGAUCUGCGUUUAGACCUUCGCUACGACGUGUCUUGGGGACUUUCCCCCGCGUCCGAUCAAACCUCCUGAGG
Molecule: messenger RNA, 2191 nt
Organism: Cladophialophora immunda
Lineage: Eukaryota; Fungi; Ascomycota; Eurotiomycetes; Chaetothyriales; Herpotrichiellaceae
Product: protein transporter SEC61 subunit alpha
Exons: 4
Coding region: 368-1798 (476 amino acids)
Biological process (GO): SRP-dependent cotranslational protein targeting to membrane, translocation; post-translational protein targeting to membrane, translocation
Cellular component (GO): Sec61 translocon complex; membrane
Molecular function (GO): ribosome binding; signal sequence receptor activity; transmembrane protein transporter activity
Source: RefSeq, a predicted model, not a curated record